UAUGCAGAAGUACUAGAGAGCUGGAGCACACUGGAGCAGUAGCAAGAGAAUACCGCGAAGUUAACCAAUUCCGCCCGUCUGAAGAUCUAAAAUACAUCCAGGCUGAAUGAACCGCGAUCGAUUAUAAUGCGAAAUACAUUCGCUAAAUUAUUCGCGCACAGAAUACACCUAAUUUCACCGGUCCUCACGCCGUAUCGCAGUAAGCACUGUCUACCGAAACGCACGCUGAGGAUGAACGAGGCAUUUCUCCGCUACGAGAAAGGCAAUGACCUGUUCGACAUCUCGUUUCGUUAUGUGGACGAGGCGACGAAGGUCGACCGUCAGUUCAACUUUUCCAGGCAGGCCGCGGAAAGCGUGAACAAUUUCCUCAAAAGGAUCGACACAAAUGUUUGCAAAUUUGUAAACAAAAAGAUAGAGAGAAAAAGGAAGAAAAAUGCUGCUGCUGUGGAGAUGCCAGAUUUGUCAAACGAUAAUGUGAAGACUGGGAAGAUCAUGCUUCUCAAGAAUGAUGUCAAAGUCGAUGGCGAUACAUUAUGCCAAAGCCUUCUACAGGAUUCCGCAGAGCUAAAACUGAUCAUUUUUGAGAAGACUUUCUUGGUAAAGCGAAAUUCGCCUUACAUCAUCAGAAUGUCAUUACCAUCGAGCAUAUUGGCAGGUUUUCCAACUUAUCCAUCCAAGUUGGAGUCACUGUACACUGACAUAAAGAAAUCGACUUUCGACUGGUACAAAAACGAUUCUAUUAACAAUAAGCCGAAUUUGUGGACACACAUAAGCAAUGGAUAUUUAUACGUACCCAACGUGACCGACAUUGGCUGCCAUUUGAAAGUUAACUGUGAACCGCGAAACGAAUCGGAUUCUGGCUCUAGGAUGGAAGUAGAGUCGAAGAAUGUCGUGGAAGCCGGACCUGGACAAUGCCCAUCCGACAUUCGACAUCAGUUCACAAAACAUAAAUUAUCAGGCAGAAGUUUCAGGAUAAUAAGUUAUAAUAUACUGGCAGAUACGUAUGCCGAUUCUGAUUUUUCUAAGGAUGUAUUGUUUCCAUACUGUCCACAAUAUGCUUUAGACAUGGACUACAGAAAGCAAUUGGUACUUAAAGAAAUAAUAGGUUUUAAUGGCGAUAUAAUUUGUUUGCAAGAAGUAGAUAGAAGUAUAUACGAAUAUGAUUUGUUACCUUCUCUGUACAUGCUGAAUUACGAUGGCGUGUUUGUUACGAAAAAUGAAAUUAGCGAAGGACUCGCCACAUUUUUCAAUCAGGAUAGAUUUGAGAAAUUAAGAUUCGAAUACAGCAUAAUGGCUCAAAACGUUGAUCUUCCUAAAUUUGCUGCCAUCUGGUCCAAAAUCGACAAUGACAAGAUGAAGGAAAGAUUUUUGGCUAGAAAUACAACCAUUCAGGUGACGACGUUACGAUCAAAAGAGAACCGAUCUGAGAUCUUGAUUAUCGGCAACACACAUUUAUACUUUAAACCUGAUUCGGAUCAUAUACGUUUGUUGCAAGGAUUUUAUGCUGUUACAUAUAUACACGAUAUCGCGAAAAGGAUUCGAGAAGAGAAUCCUGAAUGUAACGUGAGUGUGCUACUUUGCGGAGACUUUAACAGUGUCCCGGAAUGCGGCAUUUAUCAACUGAUGACUGAGAAUUACGUUCCAGAAACCUGCGAAGACUGGAAAAGUAAUGCUGAGGAAGCUAUAAAAAAUAUAUCUUUAAAACAGGAUCUUUGCAUGUUUAGUGCUUGCGGCACGCCGGAAUAUACCAACUACACGCCGGAGUUCUCUGCCUGUCUGGACUACAUAUUUUAUGAGAGAGACAAGUUCGUAGUAGAACAAGUGGUCCCAAUGCCUAGUAAGGAAGAACUUACUCUUCACACAGGUUUACCAUCCGUGGUGUUUCCCAGUGAUCAUAUAUCUUUAUGUGCUGAUUUAAAAUUGAAAGAAUAAUAAAUAUUCGACAUUAAUAAAUAGA
Messenger RNA from Temnothorax curvispinosus, 1957 nucleotides. Its product is annotated as 2',5'-phosphodiesterase 12. Bases 127 to 1932 code for a protein of 601 amino acids. The record is from RefSeq and is a predicted model, not a curated record. The transcript has 8 exons. Gene Ontology annotation, cellular component: mitochondrion. NCBI's taxonomy places the organism in Eukaryota, Metazoa, Arthropoda, Insecta, Hymenoptera, Formicidae. Gene Ontology annotation, molecular function: 3'-5'-RNA exonuclease activity. Gene Ontology annotation, biological process: nuclear-transcribed mRNA catabolic process, deadenylation-dependent decay.